Messenger RNA from Panicum virgatum (switchgrass), 2201 nucleotides. RefSeq names its product putative F-box protein At1g58310. Gene Ontology annotation, molecular function: protein binding. The transcript is spliced from 5 exons. The record is from RefSeq and is a predicted model, not a curated record. The coding region runs from base 382 to 1800 and encodes 472 amino acids. NCBI's taxonomy places the organism in Eukaryota, Viridiplantae, Streptophyta, Magnoliopsida, Poales, Poaceae.
GGCCCACUGUCAUCCAAACACACUGCCACUUCACUCCUUCCGGAUCACCUUCACCCCUGCCGCUCUGAGCGCGCCGGAGCUCCCCGCCUCCACCAGCCCGCCCGCGGGCCGCGGCUGCCGGAUCUCCCGCGGUAUGGCGAUUCGCCCACUCCACCGCUCCCCCCUAGCUUCCUUCCCUCCAUAGCGAGGCCGAGCUUGAACUCCGGCCACGGGCGCCCCGCCCGUCAUCUCAGAUCUGUGCCUGGCCGGCGUCACCGGGCCACCCACCGCCGGUCUUCUCCGGCCCUGACUGGCCGCGGGAGACCCCGAAACUGACCGCGUCCGGGUUGCGAAGCUGAGGCGAAGCAUUCGGUACCCGACGCGUGACGCGUGCUCGACGAAAUGUCGGGCCGCCGGAGCAAGAAAGCGUCGAGUGCGGACGGCGGCGACCGGAUCAGCGGCCUGCCGGACGAGGUCCUCCACCGCGUGCUGUCGCACCUGCCGGCGCCCGAGGCCGCGCGGACGAGCGUGCUAGCCAGGCGCUGGCGGGACCUCUGGAAGUCGAACCGUCGCCUGAGCGUCGUUUUUCCUUGGACGUCCAUGACUGUCAGCAGGACCGAGAGGCUCGCGAGGUUAAUAUCCCAGCACGGGCUCCGCCGCAGCCGCAGCCUCCGCCGGCCUCGGUUGAGUAUUGCACGCCUGCUGAGUGUCACUGGGGAUAGGACUGCGCUGGCUGUUGACAGGCUGAACAGGAUGGUGAACCGCCUGCUUCUGCUCCGCGACCCCGUGCCGCUCGAUGUCUGCAGCUUCAGCUUUGAUGGUUUUCCGCGUGUGGACGGUGCCGAAGUCGACGUCUGGAUCCGCCACGUGCUGUCCUGGCAAGUUCCGGUGCUCAUAGCCCGGCUUGGCACCAACGUUCACACGCAACUUGGGAACCAUUCUCUUGCCUCAGAGCACCUGAAGAGGCUAGAGCUUAGUGAGGUGAAGUUGAAAGGGAGUUUUCUUGAUUUCUCAUCAUGUACGGCGUUGGUGUAUCUGAGGAUGCAUGCUUGCAUUAUUGGUGUUGAGAAGAUCAUCUCCGAAUCACUCAUAAGCCUCAAAAUCACACACUGCAACUUCGACUUUGUUGCCGUAACGACUAUUUCUGUCCCAAGUCUUCUUUUUCUUGUCUUAGCUUAUUGUGAAGGUCAAACUCCUAUGCUUGAAGUCAUGCCACAGUUGAUAAACGCAUCGAUCAAGCUUGGAUGGUUUGAUGAGGAUCGGUGUGGUAAAGAUACCAACGAGGAUCACUGUGGUGAAGGUACUGAUGAGGUUCAUUAUGGUGAAGGUACCGAUGAGGAUUAUCAUAAGCUUUGCAGGAACUGCUGCGGUGUAUGUGCAAACUGUUGUGGUAAUGACAGCAACCGUGACUGUGUGCUUCUAGGGGGUUUGUCAAAUGUUAAAUGCUUAAGGUUGGAUCCUUCCUAUCAAAUGUUCACUAUCAAAAGGGAUUUGCAAUGCUGCCCCAAGUUUUUCAAUUUAAGGACUUUGGUACUUGAUAACUGGCGUUUGAACAUUGGCUUGGAAGCACUACUCUGUUUUCUUCAACACACACCACUCCUGGAGAAGCUUAUUAUUCAUGUGCCAAAGGAACGUGAUCAGUGCAAUAUCGUGGACAAUGAAUUUUGCAAUUUCAUUGAAAAAUACGUUCAUCUGCCAUAUCUUAGUGUUGUUGAAGUUAGAUACAGAAAGGAUGGUUACAAGAUUUGCCAUUGGGAACUUUUGAAAAUCUUGGAAGUCUCUGCAGAAAAUCUGAAGCAAUUCAAUAUCAUCAGAGAUUGAGAACCGUUGGAGUGUUGAAGUCUCGAGGAUGGUGGGACUGGUGGCAACUAUCCGGGGAGGUGUGUGGAUGAAGUUUGUGGCCUUGGUGUUUGUGUCACCAUGUUUUGUAGUUCUCAGAUGAACCUUUACCUGGUUUAAAUGGCCCCUCACCCCCCUUGCAAUUUGGUUCAUGUAUAGCUUUGCAAAGACUAGGGUACGUUACUCAAGUAUGUGGUCACCAAAUUUCUAAUGUUUGAAAUUUGAAGAACCAACUGUUAGGAUAUAUAAUGUUUGGUAUAUGGUGCUCAUAGCUUAGAAAAGGAUCUGUGAAGGCUUUUGCCCCUCAGCUCCAAGCACUUGACGAGGCUUCAUCUUAAUGAUGUGUUCUUAAAUCUUAAAGGACGAGUACCGUAGCUUCUCGA